CACCGAAGUAAAGUCUGAAUUUUCGCUCCCGAUCGAUUUCUCCUCCCUCAUUUGCAACGAAGCAAACCCUCUCGAGGAAGAAAAGGAAACGAGAACAAUCGAAAGCAUACGAUCGGAGUCGAUUUGGGAAGUUAUGGGGGAUCAUCUGGUGAGAGCGGAGGAAUUUGAGAAGAAAGCAGAGAAGAAGCUCAACGGAUGGGGAAUCUUCGGAUCUAAGCACGAGGAUGCUGCCGAUCUCCUCGAGAAAGCUGCUAAUUCCUACAAACUCGCCAAAUCAUGGGAUCUAGCUGGAAAGGCUUAUCUUAAAGUUGCCGACUGUCACUUAAAGUCGGAUAGCAAACAUGAUGCUGCCAACGCCUAUGCAGAAGCUGCUAAAUGCUACAAGAAAGUUGACACUAAUGAGGCUGCAUCUUGUCUAGAGCGAGCAGUGAAUAUUUUCUGCGAGAUAGGGAGGCUCAACAUGGCUGCCAGAUACUACAAGGAAAUUGCAGAGUAUUAUGAAGCAGACCAGAAGAUAGAGCAGGCUAUUGAUUACUUUGAAAAGGCAGCUGAGUUUUUUCAAAAUGAAGAAGUGACCACUUCUGCAAACCAGUGCAAUCUAAAGGUCGCACAAUAUGCUUCUCAGUUGGAGCAAUAUGAGAAGGCAAUCAAGAUUUAUGAAGAAAUAGCACGCCAUUCACUCGGCAAUAACUUGCUUAAGUAUGGAGUUAAGGGCCAUCUUCUCAAUGCUGGCAUGUGCCACCUUUGCAAAGCUGAUGUUGUUUCCAUCACCAACGCUCUGGAGAAAUAUCAGGAUCUGGAUCCAACUUUUACUGGAACACGAGAAUGCAAAUUCUUAUCUGACCUUGCUUCUGCUAUCGAUGAAGAAGACAUCGCAAAGUUCACAGACGUUGUGAAGGAAUUUGAUAGCAUGACUCCGCUGGACUCAUGGAAGACAACUAUGUUGUUGAGGGUGAAGGAGAAGCUGAAGGCAAAGGAGCUUGAAGAGGAUGAUCUUACCUAAACAUAUCUCUAUCCAUCCGAAGCUUUGGUCUUAUUCAUUAUUACUGGUGUGGUUUCAUCAUUUGUGUUCGUACUACUUCAUGUUCGACUCUUUAUUGUGUCUGGUUUAUGAGUUUUAAGGUUUCUUAAGAGGUUUGGUCAAAACGGGUUUGUUUGAUAUCACGACUACAUUUGUUCCGUCUCUCAUUACUUCAUCUUUGUGAACUUGUCAACUACUUGGAGAUUUGAUUUGUGUACAUCUAGUAAGAUUGUUUUCAUGAAAA
Messenger RNA from Brassica rapa (field mustard), 1265 nucleotides. RefSeq names its product alpha-soluble NSF attachment protein 2. Gene Ontology annotation, molecular function: soluble NSF attachment protein activity; syntaxin binding. The record is from RefSeq and is a predicted model, not a curated record. NCBI's taxonomy places the organism in Eukaryota, Viridiplantae, Streptophyta, Magnoliopsida, Brassicales, Brassicaceae. Gene Ontology annotation, biological process: SNARE complex disassembly; intracellular protein transport. Gene Ontology annotation, cellular component: SNARE complex; vacuolar membrane.